CUCCUUGGGCCCGAAACCUCCGCCUGGGCUCGCGCGGGAGGAGCGGCUCUCAGGGGAGCGGCGACCGCGCCGGCCCGGUCUCUUCCCUGGCGGCGGUGGCGGCUUCUUCCGUGGGACAAUAUGUUCAAAAUGGGGGCCGAAUUUGGGCCUGACUCCGGCGGGAGAGUGAAGGGGGUUACUAUCGUUAAACCAAUAGUUUAUGGUAAUGUUGCUCGAUAUUUUGGAAAGAAAAGAGAAGAAGAUGGGCAUACCCAUCAGUGGACAGUAUAUGUAAAACCAUAUAGAAAUGAGGAUAUGUCAGCAUAUGUGAAGAAAAUCCAGUUUAAAUUACAUGAAAGCUAUGGCAAUCCCUUAAGAGUUGUUACUAAACCUCCAUAUGAAAUUACUGAAACGGGAUGGGGUGAAUUUGAAAUAAUCAUCAAAAUAUUUUUUAUUGACCCUAAUGAAAGACCUGUAACCCUGUAUCAUUUACUAAAGCUGUUUCAAUCAGACACCAAUGCAAUGCUGGGAAAAAAGACAGUAGUUUCAGAGUUCUAUGAUGAAAUGAUAUUUCAAGACCCAACGGCAAUGAUGCAACAGUUAUUAACAACAUCUCGUCAGCUAACAUUAGGAGCCUAUAAGCAUGAAACAGAAUUUGCAGAACUUGAAGUGAAAACAAGAGAAAAAUUGGAAGCUGCCAAGAAAAAAACAAGCUUUGAGAUUGCAGAGCUUAAGGAGAGAUUAAAAGCAAGUCGUGAAACUAUAAAUUGUCUAAAAAAUGAAAUCAGGAAACUUGAAGAAGAUGAUCAGACUAAAGAUAUAUAAACAGUUCUAAAGAGAACUUAAUAAUAAGCCAGACUGAAAAUAAGGUGGACUUUAAUGGAGAAAUGGACUUAAUGCAAAUGUUGUGAUGUUUCUUAGAGGAACUAUAUAUAUAGUGGUCGACAGUGGAUUUCUCAGCAAUGGGGUCGAAGUAUUUGUACUGUUCAAGCAAUCUUCAAUGGAAAAUAUUUGUGUGGAAGAGUAGAUGCUAUAUAGGCAUUUUACCAACCCAAUUUUAGGGAAAUUCUGAUGUUAAGCACAAUUUAAAAAUAUUUUUAUUGUAGUGUGUGUGUAGCUUGUUAUCCUUUUGACAGGCAUCAAAAUUUCAUUAUAAAAUAUAACUUGUACAAAUUUUGUACUUCUCUAGUAGUUAUUAUUAGUGAUAAUAUUAAUAUGUAAAUUCUUACCUAUCCCCAUCCUUUUUUGUAUAUGUUACGCCCAGUCAGUAUUCAAUAAAUGUAGUGUAUGGAACCUG
Messenger RNA from Microcebus murinus (gray mouse lemur), 1276 nucleotides. It is a transcript of the gene YEATS4, whose product is annotated as YEATS domain containing 4. The record is from RefSeq and is a predicted model, not a curated record. Gene Ontology annotation, biological process: regulation of DNA-templated transcription. NCBI's taxonomy places the organism in Eukaryota, Metazoa, Chordata, Mammalia, Primates, Cheirogaleidae.